Morone saxatilis (striped sea-bass) is the source of this 5702-nucleotide messenger RNA. RefSeq names its product carbonic anhydrase XVI b (gene ca16b). The transcript is spliced from 30 exons. The record is from RefSeq and is a predicted model, not a curated record. Gene Ontology annotation, molecular function: protein tyrosine phosphatase activity; protein binding. Bases 614 to 4846 code for a protein of 1410 amino acids. Gene Ontology annotation, biological process: protein dephosphorylation. Lineage: Eukaryota; Metazoa; Chordata; Actinopteri; Moronidae.
UCCGGUAGGAUGGGACCAGCAGCCAGAUAUCCGUGCACGCCUGACCGCUAAAGUCUACUUCCUGGAUGGAAGAAUGGGACGCUUCCAGCUCCACUUUUCUUCGCAUUGUGCAUCGCCCCUCGUCACGCUGACGCCGCGGAUAAUCACUUCACAAUGACCACGUGUAAUCAAUAAUAGUCGACCACUUUUUUCCCCCUCUCUGUCCCUCUGUUAGUUAAAGACAGCGAUUGAUCGCCGAUUGACCCCUCCACACUUCGGGAAUGUCGCUAUCUGGAAGCCCGCUACAGGCACGGUGGAGUCCCGCAGAUUUUCAACUGUUUUUGCACAGCUCUGGCGUGCGUAACGUUUUAUUCCUCGAAGCUAAAAACAGCUCCUGCUCGGACUGGAGGCGAAUAAAUGUGUCUUUUUAAACAGCAGUGACUCUGUCGCCCUAAAAACCGCUAACCACCAGUACUUUGAUGCUCUGCCUUCGUGGCUGCUGUGCCAACUUCGCUUUCAGCUUCGGUCGUGUGUAUGUGAUUUUUUUGUUUGUUUGUUUUUAAAAGAAGAGCGAAAAAGACUCAAAAACUUUGUCACCCGUUGCCUUCUGGUUACUCUCGAUGAGUAGUCUAACAUGCGGAGAAUACGGGAACCGAGUUACUGGUGGAUUUUAUCCUUAAUGUUUUUAACCUUGCCCAAACACAAAGACUGUCACCCUGUUGCAUCGGGUGGACAACCUCAGCAUGCUGGAGACGGGCACCAUGGGAGCAAAGGCGUAAUGAGGGAGAGGAGGGCAGCUGGUGACCCCUAUUGGUCCUAUUCAGGAAGCCAUGGACCUCGAGGCUGGGCAACCUCAUACCCAGAAUGUGCUGCGAAGAACCAAUCACCUGUGGACAUUGCAGAUGAACAAGCUUUGGUUUCGGAGGAGUACCAGGAGCUGGUGCUGGAGAAGUUCAACACUGAGUCCUCCAACCAGACCACAAUGAAAAACACAGGAAAGACAGUUGCUGUUCUCCUGAAAGAUGACUACUUUGUAAGCGGUGCUGGGCUGCCGGGGCGUUUUAAGGCUGAGAAGAUGGAGUUUCACUGGGGCCAGAGUAAUGCAUCAGCAGGCUCAGAACACAGCAUAAAUGGCAGAAGGUUCCCCGUAGAGAUGCAGAUCUACCUUUACAAUUCAGAUGACUUUGACAGCCUCAAUGCUGCGAUCAAGGAAAGACGCAUCAUUGCUGCCAUGGCCGUCUUCUUUGAGCUGGGCCAAAAAGACAAUCCUGCUGUGGACGCCAUCAUCCAGGGAUUGAAAGGCGUAGUGCAUCAUGAAAAGGAGACCAACCUCAGGUCAUUCAUCCUGAGGGAUCUGCUGCCAUCGUCAGUGGACAGUUAUUACCGAUACACCGGCUCUCUGACCACGCCACCCUGCAGUAAGGUCGUGGAGUGGAUCAUCUUCUCCAGACCUGUGUAUCUGUCCCACUCACAGCUCGAGGCCUUUUACUCCAUCUUUACAACAGAGCAACAGGACCAUGUCAAGUCUGUUGACUACCUGAGGAACAACUUCCGGCCCCUGCAGGACCUAGAAAAUAGAAAAGUGUUUAAGUCUGCUAUAAAAGACGCAUGGCAGAAAGAUUUGACUGAAUCUGUGGGAAGCCCUCAUAGCACUGAGGCUUCAAGAGUGUGCAGCAGUGCCCCAGUGAGCAUGAAGAUCCAGCCGCUGAACCAGACAGCAUUGAUGGUGAGCUGGGAACGCCCCCUGACCGUCUACCACCCACCCAUCACCAGUUACAUGGUCUCCUAUAGUUGGGUGAAACGAGAUGUUGCUGAUGAAAAGACCUUCACCAAGACUGGGGACCAGAGCAUGAAAGCAGUCAUCACCAAUGUGUCGCCUGACGCCCUGUACCUGUUCAGAGUGCAAGCUGUGUGUCAGCAUGACCUGCGCAGUGAUUUCAGUCAAACGCUGCUGUUCAGAGCAAAUACAACAAGGAUAUUUGAAGGGUCUCGCAUUGUGAAGACGGGGAUGCCCACAAUUUCUCCAGCGUCUUCCGCGGACAUGGCUCCCAUCAGCUCUGGUUCCUCCACUUGGACGUCCUCUGGCAUCCACUUCUCCAUUGUCUCCAUGGCAACCGGCAUGGGCCCCUCCUCCAGUGGCAGCCAAGCCACAGUGGCGUCAGUGGUGACGAGCACCUUGCUAGCAGGCUUGGGCGUAGGCGGAGGGGUCAUCUCUUCUUUGCCAAGUUCUGUUUGGCCCACACAGGGGCCCCAAGCCACGCAGAACCCCACCCGUCCAUCCGCUUCGCCUGCAAAGUCCAGCACUGAGCAGGCAGCGCCCCAGGGCGCCGACGCAGACACCCAGUCUGAGGAGAAACAGGCUGAGAGUGAGGGCGAGGAAGAGGAAAAGGAGGGGGAGAGAGAAGGAGAGCAGGAAGAGGGACAGGAUGACAAGAAGACAAAGAACAAGACUGCACCUGAUAAUGAGGAAAAGCAAGGGAACAACACUGUGGCCAAAGAGCCUUUAAUCCCCACCCCCGCAUCCACAGCCAAAGUGAAAGGAGAAAGAAAGCCUACAGUCAAAGGCACCACAGUACCUGCAAGCACUGGCGAUGACCAGUUGGUCAACGUAGAGAAGAAGCCCACAGAUGUAAACGCAGUCUCCACUCGUAAUGAGACACAGAUUCCCGAGAGCUCCACACUGUCUCCAAAGAUCAGUAGUCUCUGGCCUUUCUCGGUCCAAACUGAGAGGACCAUCUUGUCCAACGUGACCCGAUCCCCUCACCCAGGGAUGGGGAGGAUGGUGUGGAUCGUUCCCUUAGUGGUGGUGUCUGCUCUCACCCUGCUCUGCCUCAUAAUGCUGCUGAUUGUGAUGGUCUACUGGAGAAUGACAAACAUCUGCUCCCUCCUCUGCAUCAAAUACAGGAGAUUUUUCCAGACAGCUCACUUCUAUGUGGAGGAGAGCAGCUCUCCACGAGUGGUGGCCAAUGAGAAUAUACCAGUCAUCCCUAUACCAGAUGACAUGGAGGCCAUCCCCGUUAAGCACUUUAUUAAACACAUCAUGGAGCUCUACAAGAACAACCUGCAAGGUUUCUCUGAGGAAUUUGAGGAGGUCCAACGCUCCACAGCAGACCUGAAAAUCACAGCAGAACAUUCCAAUCAUCCUGACAACAAGCACAAAAACAGAUACAUCAAUAUUGUGGCCUAUGACCACAGCAGGGUGAAAUUACGAGCUCUGGCAGGGAAAGAUGCCAAACAUUCGGAUUACAUCAAUGCUAACUAUGUGGAUGGCUACAACCGGCCCAGAGCUUAUAUAGCUGCUCAGGGUCCUCUCAAGUCUACAUUUGAGGACUUUUGGAGGAUGGUUUGGGAGCAGAAUACUGGAAUCAUCAUCAUGAUUACCAAUCUGGUGGAGAAAGGCAGACGAAAAUGUGACCAGUACUGGCCGACAGAGAACAGCGAGCAGUAUGGAAACAUUGUGGUGACACUGAAAAGCACCAAAGUGCACGCCUGCUACACACUGCGGCGUUUCCUUAUAAGAAACACUAAAGUUAAAAAGGGCCAGAAGGGGAACCCAAAAGGGAAGCUAAAUGAGCGCAUUGUGGUCCAGUAUCACUACACUCAGUGGCCUGACAUGGGAGUACCAGAGUACACCCUCCCUGUCCUCACCUUCAUCAACCGCUCAUCAGCAGCUCGUACUGCAGACAUGGGCCCCGUCCUGGUGCACUGCAGUGCAGGGGUUGGGCGCACAGGAACAUACAUUGUCAUUGACAGCAUGCUACAGCAGAUCAAGGACAAAAGCACAGUCAGCGUCCUGGAUUUUCUCAAACAUAUCCGCACACAACGCAACUACCUAGUUCAGACUGAGGAGCAGUAUGUUUUCAUCCACGAUGCUCUGAUGGAGGACAUCCUGAGCACAGAGACAGAGGUGCCUGCCUGGCAGCUGCACAGCUAUGUCAACAGCAUCCUCACGCCCAACUCGACAGGCCGCACACAGCUGGAGAAGCAGUUCAGGCUUCUGACUCAGUGCAACUCACGCUUUGUGGAGUGCUUCAGUGCCCACAAAGACAGCAACAAGGAGAAGAACCGCAAUUCCUCAGUGGUUCCCUCGGAGCGAGCAAGGGUCGGACUCACCACUCUGCCUGGAAUGAAAGGAACAGAUUACAUUAAUGCAUCCUACAUAAUGGGUUACUUCAGGAGUAAUGAAUUCAUCAUUACCCAGCAUCCUUUACCCCACACCACUACAGAUUUCUGGAGGAUGAUUUGGGACCAUAAUGCUCAAAUUAUCGUCAUGCUGCCUGACAACCAGGGCCUGGCUGAGGAUGAAUUUGUUUACUGGCCGAGUCGAGAAGAGGCCAUGAACUGCAUUGCCUUCACUGUCACACUCAUCAGUAAGGACAGACUGUGCCUCUCCAAUGAGGAGCAGAUCAUCAUCCACGACUUCAUCCUUGAGGCCACACAGGAUGACUACGUUCUAGAGGUGAGACAUUUUCAGUGCCCUAAAUGGCCCAACCCCGAUGCCCCUCUCAGCAGCACCUUCGAGCUCAUCAGUGUCAUCAAAGAGGAGGCCAUGACUCGAGAUGGCCCCACCAUCGUGCACGAUGAGUAUGGCGCAGUGUCAGCAGGCAUGUUCUGUGCUCUCACCACACUAUCCCAGCAGCUGGAGAAUGAAGGUGUCGUCGACAUCUACCAGGUGGCUAAGAUGAUCAAUCUCAUGAGGCCGGGAGUCUUCACUGAUAUAGAGCAGUACCAGUACCUUUACAAAGCCAUGCUCAGCCUGGUCAGUAACAGCGAGUGCGGCCUGAGCCCCAUGCACAUGGACACUAACGGGGUGGUGGUGAUUGCAGACGAGUCGGACCCCGCUGAGAGCAUGGAGUCGCUCGUCUGAGGACAUUCCUACAGGCACUUAAUUUGUAAAAAAAAAAAAAAACUCAAAAACUUUUCUGAGGCCUUUUUGCCAGACUAUUGAUUAAAUGAAUAACCUUAUUACUUUUUAUACUGAUAAAAGUUUUUUGAUAUUUAUGUUUUUGUCCUUUAUUUCUUGUCUUAAAUGUUAUCCUGCUGAGCGUUUGCACCUGUUUAAGUUGACGUGAGGAAAAAGCAGCUCUGUCCAGUUUGCACUAUACUAUCAGUGUUACUGCCUAAAUCCAGUGAGUGAAACAGUUUCACAGUGAAAUCCUGACAUCACCACACAACUGGGGAUCUUUGGACCGCAUUGAGACGCAACCUGAAGCAUGAAGACCAGGAUGAGUUACGGCGAUCCACCUCCAAUAAUGUCUCAAAAACAAAACAUCACAUCACAACGUAGCCCAGCAUGCAUUAUGUCACUUUGUCAUCUCGAUCAAACUAACUGUUUUUAGGCUCCACUCCACAUGGGUGAAGCUCUUUAUCACACGUUAAGAGACUAUUACCUGCCUAAUAUUCAUAUAUUGUUCAAAUAUCUCACUGCUGUCUUGUAUAAUGUACUUAUGGCUUAUUUUUAAGUGUGAUUCAACAUCUAAUGUGAACAUUUAUUGCUUUUUACAGGGAUUUAUAUUGUUAUAUUGUUUUGUAACAUAUAUAUAUAUAUAUAUAUAUUAUAUCCUUAAUAGCCAGCCAAUGCUUUCUUUUUUUUUUGUAAUUUUGCCUACUUGUCCACUUGCCUUGAUGUAGAUCCAUAUUUGUUUUGAGAUUCUGCAGCUUGCCAUGAAUUAUCUACAAAGCUCAAUUUUUUUUUUUUUCUGCCUUUUUUCCAGCUUUUUUAA